AUGUCGGGCACCACUUCAACCUUCCAGCUCCAACCGCCCAUCAUGGGUUACACCAUGGAAAUCAACAGCUCUGGCGACAAGAUGGCAGUCGUUGGAACUGGCAAACCAUUGAAGGACUGGAGCGCAUUGGACACCAGUGCACCACUGGCAUUUUCUCCAAACCAGCAACGUCCCAUCUAUGGAGAUGGAAAGUACCGUCAUCUACGUACCCAAGGUCUGCCUGUCAAGUUUGUCAGAAAAGGCAAUCUCAAGGAGUUCAAGCGUCAGAUACAAGAAUUCAUUGAAGAAAAUGGGUUCUUUGCCAUUACUCACGUACCUGAUCCAGUCUCUGGUGAAAUGCUCUGCAUUGUCAACGGACAUCCAAGAUUCACGGUCCAGUCUGUUACAAAGCAAGUUGAACAACAGGUCAAAUGUUACGACAAGUACGACAAAGCAAACGACGCUGAAGCCAAGAUCUUCCUAGGCAACAGCCUCGACCCAGAACUUGCUGCCAAACUCUACCUGAAGGUCAAGACUACCGAUCCGUUUCCCGUCAUGUUCCAAAAGUUCAUUCAGAUGCUCCACACCACGUCUAUCCAUUAUUUUGAAGGACUCAAGACAAACAUCCGCAAGCGCAAGCCCUCCCAAUACUCUGGAGAGGAUAUUGCACAGAUGGCAGAGGACAACAAGGAAGAUGCAAAUGAGUUGACAAUCGCAGGUCAAUAUGAAUUCAACCUCAACAAUGUCAUGGUUGACAACUUCCUUGAAGCCUCCAGAGCUGAGCACAAUUCUUACCGUCAUGAAAUGCUCAACGUCAGCGCCAAGAUGAACAAAGCACUGAUUGAGAUUGGCUACAUGGACAAGGAAGCAGCAGCGCAACAUUUGGAAGCAGAAGAACUUACACACGAGCACAUCUGUGACAAGGCCGAGGAUGCUUACCGUACACUUUUUGACAAGCAUCAACGGCCUGCUGCGAGACCCACCAUCCGAGACUCCAAGACUCCCUAUGCCAAGAUGGCCAAGACAUUCACCCCCGAUGACGUCCAGAACCAUGCAUACGCUCUGAUCCACCAGCAGACCGGUUCAAAGGGCAAGGCCAAACCUGACGACAUCUGUUUGAACUGUGGAGAGAAAGGACACUGGGCUCGCGACUGCAAAAGUGAAAAGAAGCCCAAGCGACCUUUCAACAACAACAAGAAGAGUAAGCAUCAAAAGGACAAGCACGGAUCCAGUUGGAAGACUACUCCACCUGCUCCUGGUGCACCUGAGACCAAGAAACUCGGUGGAAAGGAUUUUAACUGGUGCGCUCACUGUGGACGUUGGUCGACCACCCAUGGCACUGACGGCCAUACCAAUGAUGCCACCAAGCGCGACUUGAAAGGUUCGGGACCCCAAGCAAAUCACCUGCGCUUCGCUGGAGCCUGGUACACCCCCUUUUGCCAUGAUCAGCCAAGUCUUCUGUCCCUACGUGUUGUCUGGACCAUAAUCCAACACUUCUUGAGUUACCUUCCCCAGUUGGUUGUUGCCUUCUUCUUGGCCCGUUCCAUUGGCGUCACUACACCAAAUGUUUCAGCUUUCAUGGCCGAUCAAGUUUCGACUGCAUCCUCUUUCUUGGCCAAUCAAGUUUCUUUCAUGAUGAGUGAAGCUACCGCCGCCUCCGCCUACCUAUUCACUGCCGCUUCCACUGUCUUUGCUGCCUUUGAGGGAUCCCCGACCGCCCUUCUUGCUCCACUCCUGUGGUUCAUUCUCCUGAUCCUUGUGUCCCUUCCUACCAAAGUGCAACACCGUCUCAUUGGGUCCCGGCCUCAAGAGUUUCGCCCGUUCCGGAUGACCAAAGCAAAGUACAAACGAUACAUUCGACAUUGCCGUCUUCAGCGCCGCCCCACUUCCUUCAGCCAUCGUCGCCACACCCGUCACUAUGGUCUCGCCACCCGCCGUCGCCUCGACCCACGAUCUCAAGAUAUCUUUGACUUGGUCCAACAUAUCAUUCAGUUUUCGGAGUCUCUCACGUUUCGUCGUUCCCGUCGAGAGGGAGAUAAUUGGAGAAGCAACAGACGACAUCAGAGAAAUCACAAUGAUCAAAGCAAUUGGCAGAGAACAAACAACGGUUGGAGAAACAUGAACGACAACGAACCUAGUACCCCUCAUGCUACCACUUCCCGCGAAACACCCCGUGAUGACCAUCAGCGUCGGCGUCGGCGUCCUGGCGAUCCAAACUGGACCUUCUACCAAGGUCCCCGCCAGCAAGGUGAAGAUGAUGCCUUCCGUUUUGAUCCUCCCAGACCUCGCUCCUGUCGCCACGACUCCUCCAGACAUCGUUCCGAUCGCCAUGACCCUUCUUUGACACCAAGUGACGACAUCUUCCGCCACUUCAAUACCUUUCCAAGAACGGAUCGAAUGCGCAGACGAAGGAUGACACGUCUACGUCAACCAAGCAUGCCACGAAUCUACAGACCUACCGUUGGCGUCGGACUCCCAAUGGCUCACGUUGCCGUUCUAUCUUCUCCCGCGGCCAAAGCCUUCUUCAAGAACGCUGAUAUUCCACAACGAUUCAGCAAGGUCAUCAACUGCUUCCGUGCUGCAAUGAAUCCAGAUGAAUUGAGAUCAGAUAUGUCAGGUGAUGAAAAGACGACAAGGUACCCGAUAAUCUGGGAUUCCGGUGCAACAACCUCGAUCUCACCUUACAAGGACGAUUUUGUGGGAAAGCUUGAGCCAGCACCUCUUGGACUCAAGCUUCGUGGAAUCGCUAGCGGCCUGGAAAUCAAAGGGAUUGGACAUGUUGCAUGGUCAGUGGUUGAUACAACUGGCAUGUUACAAACAAUCAAGGUGCCUGCCCUAUACGUACCUUCUGCCACAGCUCGAUUGCUCAGUACCUCAAGUUUGCUCCAGACAUACACCGAUGAGUCCAUCUCAAUGAACGCUGAUCAUCUACAGUUGUCUGGAUCAGACAAAACAAGUUCAGUACACGUUGACCAUAACCCUUCAACGAAUUUGCCAACAUCGCUUGCCUACUCCCAUGGAACUGCCCCUAACCGAUUCGAUGCAUUUGCCAGCAUCAUCACGUCCACCUUGGAGUCAAACCACAACCUCAGUCCCGCCAAGAAAGAACUCCUAAGAUGGCACCAUCGGCUAGGCCAUCUCAACUUCAGUCAGAUCCAAUUUCUACUCCGCACAGGUGUAUUGGCGCAUUCAGACUUGUCAAUAAAACAACGUCGUCGACCGUCUCCUGGAAAGACUUCUCGAGUCGUUUGUGAUCAAGAGGGAGCUUUGAAGAAAGAAAACCUGUUCCCAGGACAAAAGGUGUCAGUUGAUCAUUUUGAGUGUACCACAAGAGGACGAUUGCUUCAUACCUUUGGCAAAGAAGAUCCCAAGACACAGUACACUGGAGGAUGCAUCUUCGUUGACCAUGCAACAGGUUACGUCUUCGUCGAGCAUCAAGUUCAUCUGAACACCCAAGAGACGCUGAGUGCAAAGAUAUCUGUGGAAGAACAACUUCGAGAUUACGGAGUAGUUGUACUCCAAUAUCUAAGUGACAAUGGAAGGCCCUUCACAUCGCAAGAAUACAAUGAUCACUUACUCAAGUUCUCACAAAUUCACUCAUUUGCUGGCGUUGGAGCUCAUCAUCUCAAUGGAAUCGGCGAACAAUCAAUCCAAACCAUCAUGUCCAUCGCUCGAACAAUGAUGAUGCAUCAAGCCAUCCAUUGGCCCGAUGUUGCGACCACCACACUCUGGCCCCUCGCAGUGGAUCAUGCCGUCUUCCUCUACAACCACAUGCCCAACCAAUCCUCUGGUCUCUCACCACACGAUCUGCUUACCAAAACCUGUUGGAAACAGUCACAACUUGCCGAUGUUCAAGUUUGGGGAUGCCCAGUGUAUGUCUUGGACAAACAGAUGCAAGAUGGAAAGAAACUUCCUUGGUGGAAGCCUCGAUCCACCCGCCAGAUCUACGUUGGAAUGAGCAAGAGACAUGCAUCGUCAGUUCCACUUUGUUUGAAUCCCGACACAGGAGCCAUCACCACGCAAUUUCAUAUUGUAUUCGAUCCUACCUUCUCGACUGUGGCAACAAAUGUUGAUGACCUACCUGAUUUUGGUUCGGAAGCCUGGUCCAAACUCUUUGGAGACUCCGUCUACCAAUAUGUUCUGGAUGGUCCCAAGGACCCAUUGCAUCCACCUGAUCCCACCGACGAUCCUCCUCCACCUUUAACUGCAAGAGUCCGAGAACAAACAGAAGUUCACAACCCGCCCACUCCACUGGACGUUGUUCCGCCACCCACCCAGCCCCAAGCCGAUUCCUCUGGAGCCACCAUACCUCCAAUCCAGAGGGAGACAGUCAUCGAGAAUCCGCCAGCUGUUUCCCCCGUUCAGCCGCCUCCUUCUCAGAGGGAGAAUGUGACCCCUAUUCCUACUACCCCUACGCCUACGAAUCAGCCAAAGCCUUCACCUUCGCCGCAGCCAACUCCUUCACCGGCUCGCACACCGCAGCCAACAGCACCACCUCGCAAACCUGCACCUCAGCCAUCAGCCACACGCACCUCUCGCAGAUCCAACAAAGCCCAGCCUCCUAAACGCUUUGGGUAUGAUGGACAUGGGCCUGCAGGAUACACCGCACCCCUAAAAUCGCAAAGUCCAGAGACCAACAACUUCUACACUUACUUUUCAGCAUACUUCAACCAUUCGAACAUUGACCUGGAACACUCCCAUGACUGCAGCUUCAUUCCAAGCUCGUACAAAGCGAGAGCAACCAAGGACCCAGACGUUUUCACUUACAAUGAAGCGGUCAACGGUCCCAACAGCAAAAAGUGGACUGCAGCAGCAAAGAAAGAAAUUGAAGAACUUGAAGGAAAACUCACCUGGAUUGAAGUCCCAAUGUCAAAAGCGAAGACCAAGAUCAUUCCUGGAACUUGGGUCUUUCGUGUCAAGAGAAACCCAAGCGGAGAAAUGACCAAAUUUAAGGCAAGAUACUGUGUGAGAGGAGACCUGGAAGAAAUGGAUGUCGACGAAAACACGUUUGCACCUACCGUUGCAUGGAGUACUGUCCGUCUGUUUCUUGUCCUUUGCUUGAUCCUUGGAUGGGCCACCAUCUUGGUUGACUUCAGCAAUGCAUUCGUACAAUCCAAACUGGACGAACCAAAAUGGGUACACUUACCUUGA
Cylindrotheca closterium is the source of this 5130-nucleotide messenger RNA. NCBI's taxonomy places the organism in Eukaryota, Bacillariophyta, Bacillariophyceae, Bacillariales, Bacillariaceae. The record is from the annotation of a GenBank genome assembly.